AUGACUGAAGAUUCUCACCCUGCAUACCUCUCGCCCAGCGAGCUGGGAACAAAAGACUAUUGGGAAUCCUACUACGCCCGCACACUAGCCCACAUCUCGCACGAGACUCCCGACAAUGCCAACGGGUCAGAACAAGAAGAUGACGAUGCUGCAUCCGCCGCAUCCGAUCUAAACGAUGAAGAUGAUCCCGGCACAUCCUGGUUCUCGGAGCACAACGCCCCGCAAAAAGUCCUGCACUUCCUCACGCGCAAGUCCUUCCCCUUGUCGCCGCGUAACACGCACAAAGACACGGCCCGCCAACCGAGUGUCCUGGAUCUUGGAACGGGCAAUGGGAGCAUGCUCGCACUGCUCAAGAAGCGGGGUGGAUAUGCGGGGCCUCUUGUUGGCGUUGAUUACUCGCGGCAGAGUGUCGAGCUGGCGAGGGAGUUGCAGCGUGUGAAAGGACAUUCGGCUUAUCGGAGUGAUUCGGAAGAUGAGGAGGACUCUGAAGAUGAGGUAGAGGGUGGGUCGAAGAUGGCCGUGCAGGAUGUUCCUAUUCGGUUUGAGGAGUGGGAUAUCCUGGGUUCGAAGGCUGUUCUUUCGGAGACGGGUCUUGAGGCUUCGCCUUCUGAGAACUCGCUUCCUUGGUUCCCUUACCAGCAGGGUGGGUUUGAUAUUGUGCUUGAUAAGGGGACUUUCGAUGCUGUCUCGUUGUCGGAUGAUGCGAAGACUACUCGUGUCUGUGAGCGGUAUCCGGAUAUCGCGCGGCGGUUGGUGCGGCGCGGUGGGUUUUUGAUUGUUACUACUUGUAACUGGACGGAGGAGGAGCUGGUGCAUUGGUUUACUGGGGAUCGGACGAGUGGGGAUCGGUUGGCGGUUUGGGGUCGUGUGGAGUAUCCCCGGUUCCGAUUUGGAGGGCAGGAGGGACAGGGAGUGUGUACUGUUUGUUUCCAGAGGCUUGGGGAUGAUGCUUGA
Penicillium paradoxum is the source of this 954-nucleotide messenger RNA. RefSeq names its product putative S-adenosylmethionine-dependent methyltransferase. Gene Ontology annotation, molecular function: protein-lysine N-methyltransferase activity. NCBI's taxonomy places the organism in Eukaryota, Fungi, Ascomycota, Eurotiomycetes, Eurotiales, Aspergillaceae. Gene Ontology annotation, cellular component: cytoplasm. The record is from RefSeq and is a predicted model, not a curated record. Gene Ontology annotation, biological process: peptidyl-lysine monomethylation; peptidyl-lysine dimethylation. The coding region runs from base 1 to 954 and encodes 317 amino acids. The transcript is spliced from 2 exons.